Messenger RNA from Syzygium oleosum, 2323 nucleotides. RefSeq names its product BTB/POZ domain-containing protein At3g19850-like. The transcript is spliced from 3 exons. Bases 432 to 1751 code for a protein of 439 amino acids. The record is from RefSeq and is a predicted model, not a curated record. Lineage: Eukaryota; Viridiplantae; Streptophyta; Magnoliopsida; Myrtales; Myrtaceae. Gene Ontology annotation, molecular function: protein binding.
UCCGCAAUCCAAAGAAGAGAAAAUAUUCUGUCUUCGUUUUUGUUCUGCUAAAGAACAGCACCGCUUGGAUUGUUUAUAAACCCAGAGAACAAAUGACAAUAUAAUAACACACAGCAUGAAUUGAGUUGUGACUCCUGUGACCGAGCCACGCCACCACACCCACCACAUAUGCACCAGAGAGAGAUAGAGAGAGAGAGUCUAUUCAUCAAUCUAUUCUAUAUCCCCGAGCAUAACAGUUAUUUUCCAGCAGUAUAAUUAAGCAAGAAUACUCUAGUAUUUAACACAUUGAACUUUGCAUCUCUCUCUCUCUCUCUCUCUCUUUCUCAUUGCAGACAUACACCCAUUUUUCUGCCGGUGAAAUAAUACCGCCUUGAGCAUUUUCUCGCUAUCUGUAUUGAGGGCUUGUGGGGUCAUUCGAUGCUAGGCAAAACAUGUCACUGCACUGUGACCUGCAAGUUUACGUCAAUGGUCAACAGACAUUCUUCCUGAACGAGAAAAUCAUAUCAGCAUACUCGGGGAGGUUGAAGAAGAUCAUCAAGCAAGAGAAGAGGAGGACCCAGAUCAAGAAUUCCGGAAUCGAGAUCGACGACUUCCCGGGCGGCUCCAAUGGGUUCGAGCUGGUUUUGAGGUUCUGUUACAGCGGCGGCAAGAUUGAAAUCACGGUCUCCAAUGUGUGCCUCCUUCACUGCUGUGCUGUCUUCCUGGGAAUGUCCGAAAAGGUCACAGCUUCUAAUCUCCUGCAACAGACUGAGAAGUUCCUGGAAGACAUGUUUUAUUGGUCCUGGAAUGAUGUGGUUGCGAGCCUCAAGAGCUGCGAAACAUUCCUCGGCUAUGCAGACUCGGUAGGCCUGCUCUCGAAGCUCAUCUGUGCACUGCUGGCAAAAAUCGCUCAGAAUUCAGAUCUUAACCUAAUUAAUUCCUCGUCUUCAUCGUCAUCGUCCCCUGAAAUGGCUUCCAGGUUCAGGUUCUCUUCCGCAGAGACGACACCUGACUCUAAGAGCCCAUUUUCACCGAGCAAAGCAUGGUGGUUCGACGAUUUGACCGUCCUGUCUCCGCUGAUAAUCGAGAAGGUAGUAAAGAGCUUAGGGGCUCAUGGGAGCGAAAACAACAGCCUGACCCUCACAAGAUUCCUGCUCCAUUACCUCAAGACAGUGUCUCAGAGGAAAGGCAACGCGACAGGGUUUUCGGCGAGCACAAAGUCCGACUACAUCGGUCUCACGGACACGGCGGUUCACGGGGUCAUCCUGGUGGGGAAGACUGCAUUUUCUUGCCGGGGCCUACUCAGGGUGCUGAGAAUCGUGUCGGGAUUCGGAAUCAGCAAAGAUUGCAGAGUCGGCCUGGAGAAACUAAUCGGCGGGAUGCUCGAUCAGGCAACUCUGGAUGACCUCCUGGUCUCUGGCCAUGACAGAGGUGUUUAUGAUGUGAAUUUGGUGGUGAGGCUGAUUAGGGUGUUUGUUAAUGGUGAUGGGUGGUCCACACAGAAGAUGAAGAAAGUGGCCAGGUUAGUGGAUAAGUACUUGGGCGAGAUAGCCCCAGAUCAAAACCUCAAGAUCUCUAAGUUUCUUGGGGUUGCAGAGAGCUUGCCAGACUCUGCAAGAGACUGCUAUGAUGGGGUCUACAGAGCCAUUGAUAUAUUCCUUGAGAGCAGCAUCUGUAAUGUAGGGACCAAAACACUUUCAUAUGAACUUCAUGUAUGCUGUUUGUUGAGCGUGAUUCAAAAGGGUAGGACAGUUUUUCGGUCACUAAAAUAACUGCAUCAUGUCUUAUCUGUGAUUUGGCCUAUAUCAAAACAAAUCUGCUUCUAUUAGUUCCUCUCUCUCUCUCUCUCUCUCUCUCUCUCUCUCUCUCUCUCUCUCUCUCAUGCCUGAUGCUCAGUUUCAUUCAUGGACGCUUGACUCGCUGCUGCUAGUUAACGAUUUCGUGAAAUUGUCCUCUACUUGAGAGGACAACCUGCAUUCUAUUACGGGAAAGUGUUUCAACUUGAGAUCUCAAUUCGCGCCCACCUUUCAUGAGAAAUGUGUACUCCCUGGCUCAUCAUGCUAUAGUAUGAUCAUUAAUUAGAAAAUACAGAACUUGUAGGGCCGACUUGCCCUGAAAAGUAGGGAAUCAUUCACUUGGUGGAAUGUCCCAUUAAAUGCUUAUGCUGCAUUCAAUAUUUCCAUGAAAUGCUCAUGUUUGGCAGUUAGAUGUUUGAAGCAUUGGAGUCACCCAGUAGGCCGAUUCGGGAGAAUCAAUCAGCUAAACCCGUUUUGGCAAUGACGUGAUAUGCAGAGUUAAUCUACAAAACAGAUCAAUCAUUUGGAACAACUUCCCUAAUCUUUUG